This is a messenger RNA of Haemorhous mexicanus (house finch), 17376 nucleotides long. Its product is annotated as mucin-5AC-like. Gene Ontology annotation, molecular function: protein binding. The transcript is spliced from 31 exons. The annotation marks the transcript as partial. The record is from RefSeq and is a predicted model, not a curated record. Gene Ontology annotation, cellular component: extracellular matrix. Lineage: Eukaryota; Metazoa; Chordata; Aves; Passeriformes; Fringillidae.
AGGCAGGCUGUUCGGUGGUUUUUACCAGCCCUCCAGAAGAUGGGUAAAGGUGGUGGGACACGAAUACCACUAUGGAUAUCAAUACUAGCCCUGGUCUUCAUACAGAUCAAAGUUCAAGCCCAGGGUGGUGAACAACCAACAAAGUCAGAGUAUGUUUCUCCAUCUCUCCUGCAGCGACAAAAAUCUCUCAAAUCCCAAGGAGUGACAAUCAUUCCACCCUUUCAAAACUCACUGAAAGUAAAAGCUGGCAACCCCUAUCACAAUGGCCGUGUUUGCAGCACAUGGGGUAACUUCCACUUCAAGACCUUUGAUGGGGACAUCUUUUACUUCCCUGGGGUCUGCAAUUACAUCUUUGCAUCCAACUGCAAGUCUUCCUAUGAGGACUUCAACAUCCAGAUUAGGCGUGCAAUGGUGGAAAAUGCUACUGUGAUCACUCACGUCAUCAUGAAGCUGGAAGGAGUAGUGAUCGAACUGACCCCCAGCUCUGUCCAGCUCGACAACCAGCUGAUCCAGAUGCCCUACAGCCAUAUGGGAGUCUUUAUAGAGAGAAGUAACAACUAUUUGAAAGUUUCUGCCAAGUUGGGACUGACCUUCCUUUGGAAUGGACAAGAUGCCCUUCUGGUGGAACUAGAUAAGAAAUAUGCCAAUCAAACUUGUGGACUUUGUGGGGACUUCAAUGGAAUUCCAGUCAGCAAUGAAUUUAUUUCAGGGAAGACAAAACUGACCCCCAUACAGUUUGGUAAUAGACAGAAGAUAGAUGGACCCACAGAGCAGUGUGAUGAUCCUAUUCCUCCUACUUCUCUGAUGAACUGCUCAAGAGAAUUUGCCUCUAUCUGUGAGACAGUAUUAACCAGCAAAGCAUUUACAAGUUGUAACAUGCUUGUGAAUGUCCAGGACUACAUUGAAACUUGCAUACAAGACCUGUGCCACUGUGACAGCUCUAUGGCUGACUUCUGCAUGUGCAACACCUUUGCUGAGUACUCCCGGCAGUGUGCUCAUGCAGGUGGACAGCCCCAGAACUGGAGAACCUCUGACCUGUGCCCCAAAUCAUGUCCAUUCAACAUGCAAUACCAUGAGUGUGGCUCUCCCUGCUCCGACACGUGCAGCAACCCGGAACGAUCUGCACUUUGUGAAGAUCACUGUACAGAUGGCUGUGUCUGUCCUCCAGGAAUGGUAUUUGAUGAUGUUAAUGGUGCCGGCUGCAUUCCCCGCAGAGAAUGCCACUGUACCUAUGAAGGGGAAACUUAUGCUCCUGGUGCCUCCUUCUCAUCUAAAUGCAGAUCAUGUACCUGUGUUGGAGGUGAAUGGUCUUGUGUCACUCAGUCGUGCCCUGGGACUUGCAGUAUUGGAGGAGGUUCCCACAUUUCAACAUUUGAUGAGAAAUACUAUUCCUUCUUUGGAGACUGUAGUUAUGUCCUAACCAAGCUCUGUGACAGCAAUGAAUUCACAGUGUUGGGGGAUAUCCACAAGUGUGGCCUGACUGACACUGAGACAUGCCUCAAGGGUGUAGCCAUCAGCCUAAACGGAGGACAAACGAACAUUGUGAUCCAGCCUUCUGGGAGUGUAUUUGUGAAUAUGAUCUACACACAGUUGCCAUUCUCAGCAGCAAACGUCACCAUCUUCAGGCCUUCAUCUUUCUUCAUAAUUCUGCAAACAACUUUUGGUCUUCAGCUACAGGUUCAACUUGUGCCUUUAAUGCAAAUUUUUAUAGACUUAGACCCAUCACAUAAAGGGCAGACCUGUGGUCUCUGUGGAAACUUCAAUGAUGUACAGACAGAUGAUUUCAAAACCACCAGUGGUGUGAUAGAGGGCACUUCAGCUGCCUUUGGCAAUACUUGGAAGACUCGGGCUGAUUGUCCUGAUGCCAAAAAUACCUUUGAGGACCCCUGUACUGUCAGCAUACAGAAUGACCAGUAUGCUCAGCACUGGUGUGGACUGCUCUCUGAUACCAUGGGACCUUUUGCUGAAUGUCACUCAACAGUGAAUCCAGAAGUUUACCAAAAGACCUGUAUGUUUGACACAUGUAACUGUGAGAAGAGUGAGGACUGCAUGUGUGCUGCCCUUUCCAGCUAUGUCAGAGCCUGUGCUGCUAAAGGAGUUCUUCUCACUGGAUGGAGGAGCAGAGCCUGCACAAAAUACACCACCUUGUGUCCGAAGUCCUUGAAGUACACCUACAAUGUUGAUUCCUGCCAACCCACCUGCCGCGCUCUGAGUGAGCCUGAUGUCACAUGCAGCAUCAAGUUUGUCCCAGUUGAUGGCUGUACCUGCAUAAAUGGAACCUACAUGGAUGACAGUGGCAAAUGUGUGCCUGCUUCUGGCUGUCCUUGUUACUACAAAGGAAUGCCUCUGUCUUCUGGAGAAGUUGUUCAUGAUAAUGGUGUUGUCUGCACUUGUGCCUAUGGGAAGCUGAGCUGCAUUGGAGAAAAGCCUGAACCAGUCUGUGUGCCUCCCAUGGUUUAUGUUGACUGUGGCAAUGUCACUGCAAAUGUGGUAGGAGCAGGAUGUCAGAAGAGCUGUCAGACUCUAGAUAUGGAAUGUUACAAAACUCACUGUGUCUCUGGCUGUGUAUGUCCACAUGAUCAAGUGUCGGAUGGCAAAGGUGGCUGUAUUGCUCCAGAAGACUGUCCAUGUAUUCACAAUGAGAUUUCCUACAGUCCAGGAGAAUCAAUCAGAGUUGGCUGUAACAACUGCACAUGUAGAAACAGAAAAUGGCAAUGCUCUGAGGAACCCUGCCUGGAAACAUGUUCUGUUUAUGGAGAUGGGCAUUAUACCACCUUUGAUGGCAAACGCUUUGAUUUUGAAGGAGACUGUGAAUAUGUUCUGGUCCAGAACUACUGUGGUCAACAAGCUAUGAACCAGGGAACCUUCAGAGUCAUCACUGAGAACAUUCCAUGUGGCACUACAGGAACUACCUGCUCUAAGUCUAUUAAAGUUUUCCUGGGUAACUAUGAGUUGGUACUCAGUGAUGGACGCUCUGAUGUCAUCCAGAGGACACCUGGAGGAAAAAUGCCAUUCCAAAUCCGUUCCAUGGGCAUCUACCUGGUGGUGGAUACUACUGUUGGUCUGAUACUCAUGUGGGACAAGAAAACCAGUAUAUUCAUCAAACUCAGUCCCAGCUUUCAGGGCCAUGUCUGUGGACUUUGUGGAAACUAUGAUGGGAAUGGAAAUAAUGACUUCACUACUCGCAGUCAGUCUGUGGUUGGAAAUGUGAUGGAGUUUGCCAAUAGCUGGAAAGUAUCUUCUAGUUGUCCAAAUGCCAAUCGUACGCAGGAUCCCUGCACUGCAAACCCAUACAGGAAAGCCUGGGCACAGAAGCAAUGCAGCAUCAUCACUAGUGAAGUGUUUGCAAAGUGUCACUCACAGGUUGAACCAAAUGAAUAUUACCAAGCAUGUGUGGAUGAUGCAUGUGCCUGUGACACUGGAGGAGACUGUGAAUGUUUCUGCACAGCAGUAGCUGCCUACGCUCAAGCAUGUAAUGAGCUAGACAUCUGCAUAUCAUGGAGAACCCCAGCCAUUUGUCCGCUCUUCUGUGAUUACUAUAAUCCACAAGGGGAAUGUGAGUGGCACUACAAGCCAUGUGGAGCACCUUGUAUGAAGACCUGCGAUAAUCCAAGUGGGAGAUGCCUCCAUGAGAUGAGGGGUUUGGAAGGUUGCUAUCCACAAUGUCCAAAGAAUAAGCCCUAUUUUGAUGAGGAAACCAUGACCUGUGUUUCUUAUUGUGGUUGUUAUGAAGAUGGAAAAAAUUACAAACCAGGAAUGGAGAUGCCUUCAAAGCAGAAUUGUGAAUCAUGCGAAUGUACAAUUCAUGGCAAAAAAUGCAGAUAUGAUGAACAUGAAUGUGUCUGCAUUUAUGAGGGGCAGAAAUACAACUACGGAGACGUGGUCUACAACACUACAGAUGGCACAGGAUGGUGUAUUGUCGCGACCUGCGGUCCCAAUGGAACACUUCAAAGGUUCAUGCAUGAAUGUCUAACCUCAACAUCACCCACAACAGCAACGACAUUUCACUUCAGCUCUACACCACCUACCACUACUUCCACAGUGUCACCAACUACAUCAGUAUGUGUUCAUGAAGUCUGUAAGUGGUCUGAGUGGUAUGACGGGAGUCUACAAAUCCCUGGCUAUGAUGGGGGAGAUUUUGAAACUUUUGAUGAUUUACGAGCAAAAGGUUAUGAAGUUUGUAACGCCCCAAAGGCUGUUGAAUGCAGAGCAGAAAAGUUCCCUGAUAUACCACUGAAAGACCUUGGCCAAAAAGUAGAAUGCAGUACAACACAAGGGCUUAUAUGUUACAACAAGGAUCAAAUUUCAACAAUGUGCAACAACUAUGAAAUCAGAAUCCUCUGCUGUGUUUUUGUACCAUGCUCUGCCACAACGCCUUUCAGCACAUCAACCCCAGUAACAACUCCAAUUCUGACAGAAGCAUCUACUGAAACAACAUAUUCAGUUACGACUGAAAGUACAACAUUAAUACCUUCACCUACGGAAGAAACAACUAGAACAACAACACCUGCCACCACAUCUCCUUCAACAACUCCUCUUUGCUUCAAAGAAAAAUGUCACUGGUCAAGAUGGUAUGAUGUCAGUUAUCCAGGGUCAGGUUACGAUGAUGGAGAUUUUGAUACCAUUGAGAACAUUGAAAAAAACGGAUACAAAGUCUGCAACAAUAGAAAGAACGUGGAAUGCAGAGCAGUACGGUUCCCAAACACACCAUAUCCUUUACUGGAGCAAAACAUAACAUGUAACACAGAAGAAGGGUUGAUAUGUUACAAUAAAGAUCAACUGCCACCAAUAUGCUAUAAUUAUGAAUUAAGAUUUAAAUGCUGCGUAAACAUACCAGUGCCGUGUGAAACAACCUCGGAAAUUCUGACUACAACAACACAACCAACUACUAUUCUAUCAAGUACAAUUUCAACGCAAGAACCAACGACUCUAAGUUUACAAACAAAACACAGGACAACAACUGAAUACACAGUAGAACCAAAAACAGAUUAUAUACACACCAGAAUAACGCCAAAACCAACGACGCAAACUCAAACACGAACUACAACCACCCCCUGUGAGCCCGAAGUGUGCACCUGGAGCGAGUGGUUCGACGUCGACUUCCCCUCCUCGGGGCCCAACCAGGGAGACUUCGAAACCUACCAGCACAUCCGCGCCGCCGGCAAGCAGGUCUGCCGGCAGCCAAAGCAGAUCGAGUGCCGGGCGGAGGACUACCCCGAUGUAGCCAUCCAACACGUGGGACAGGUCGUGCAGUGCGACGUCCACUUUGGACUGGUGUGCAAGAACAGGGACCAGACGGGCAAAUUCAAGAUGUGCCUCAACUACAAGAUCCGCGUGCUCUGCUGCACCCCCAACUACAACUGCUCGCUCCCUCUCCCCGUGAUAACAACCAGCCCCACCACCAGCACCAGCACCACGUCGAUCCCGUCCUCCACAACAGUGACCACCUCCACCUCCACGCCCUACAUCUCCACCACCACGAGUCCCACCUCCACAGAAAUCAGCACUUCCACCAGCACCUCCAUCCCCACGCCGAUGACGUCUACGACGACUUCCUUCACCACCCCCUGUGAGCCCGAAGUGUGCACCUGGAGCGAGUGGUUCGACGUCGACUUCCCCUCCUCGGGGCCCAACCAGGGAGACUUCGAAACCUACCAGCACAUCCGCGCCGCCGGCAAGCAGGUCUGCCGGCAGCCAAAGCAGAUCGAGUGCCGGGCGGAGGACUACCCCGAUGUAGCCAUCCAACACGUGGGACAGGUCGUGCAGUGCGACGUCCACUUUGGACUGGUGUGCAAGAACGGGGACCAGACGGGCAAAUUCAAGAUGUGCCUCAACUACAAGAUCCGCGUGCUCUGCUGCACCCCCAACUACAACUGCUCGCUCCCUCUCCCCGUGAUAACAACCAGCCCCACCACCAGCACCAGCACCACGUCGAUCCCGUCCUCCACAACAGUGACCACCUCCACCUCCACGCCCUACAUCUCCACCACCACGAGUCCCACCUCCACAGAAAUCAGCACUUCCACCAGCACCUCCAUCCCCACGCCGAUGACGUCUACGACGACUUCCUUCACCACCCCCUGUGAGCCCGAAGUGUGCACCUGGAGCGAGUGGUUCGACGUCGACUUCCCCUCCUCGGGGCCCAACCAGGGAGACUUCGAAACCUACCAGCACAUCCGCGCCGCCGGCAAGCAGGUCUGCCGGCAGCCAAAGCAGAUCGAGUGCCGGGCGGAGGACUACCCCGAUGUAGCCAUCCAACACGUGGGACAGGUCGUGCAGUGCGACGUCCACUUUGGACUGGUGUGCAAGAACGGGGACCAGACGGGCAAAUUCAAGAUGUGCCUCAACUACAAGAUCCGCGUGCUCUGCUGCACCCCCAACUACAACUGCUCGCUCCCGCUCCCCGUGAUAACAACCAGCCCCACCACCAGCACCAGCACCACGUCGAUCCCGUCCUCCACAACAGUGACCACCUCCACCUCCACGCCCUACAUCUCCACCACCACGAGUCCCACCUCCACAGAAAUCAGCACUUCCACCAGCACCUCCAUCCCCACGCCGAUGACGUCUACGACGACUUCCUUCACCACCCCCUGUGAGCCCGAAGUGUGCACCUGGAGCGAGUGGUUCGACGUCGACUUCCCCUCCUCGGGGCCCAACCAGGGAGACUUCGAAACCUACCAGCACAUCCGCGCCGCCGGCAAGCAGGUCUGCCGGCAGCCAAAGCAGAUCGAGUGCCGGGCGGAGGACUACCCCGAUGUAGCCAUCCAACACGUGGGACAGGUCGUGCAGUGCGACGUCCACUUUGGACUGGUGUGCAAGAACGGGGACCAGACGGGCAAAUUCAAGAUGUGCCUCAACUACAAGAUCCGCGUGCUCUGCUGCACCCCCAACUACAACUGCUCGCUCCCGCUCCCCGUGAUAACAACCAGCCCCACCACCAGCACCAGCACCACGUCGAUCCCGUCCUCCACAACAGUGACCACCUCCACCUCCACGCCCUACAUCUCCACCACCACGAGUCCCACCUCCACAGAAAUCAGCACUUCCACCAGCACCUCCAUCCCCACGCCGAUGACGUCUACGACGACUUCCUUCACCACCCCCUGUGAGCCCGAAGUGUGCACCUGGAGCGAGUGGUUCGACGUCGACUUCCCCUCCUCGGGGCCCAACCAGGGAGACUUCGAAACCUACCAGCACAUCCGCGCCGCCGGCAAGCAGGUCUGCCGGCAGCCAAAGCAGAUCGAGUGCCGGGCGGAGGACUACCCCGAUGUAGCCAUCCAACACGUGGGACAGGUCGUGCAGUGCGACGUCCACUUUGGACUGGUGUGCAAGAACGGGGACCAGACGGGCAAAUUCAAGAUGUGCCUCAACUACAAGAUCCGCGUGCUCUGCUGCACCCCCAACUACAACUGCUCACUCCCGCUCCCCGUGAUAACAACCAGCCCCACCACCAGCACCAGCACCACGUCGAUCCCGUCCUCCACAACAGUGACCACCUCCACCUCCACGCCCUACAUCUCCACCACCACGAGUCCCACCUCCACAGAAAUCAGCACUUCCACCAGCACCUCCAUCCCCACGCCGAUGACGUCUACGACGACUUCCUUCACCACCCCCUGUGAGCCCGAAGUGUGCACCUGGAGCGAGUGGUUCGACGUCGACUUCCCCUCCUCGGGGCCCAACCAGGGAGACUUCGAAACCUACCAGCACAUCCGCGCCGCCGGCAAGCAGGUCUGCCGGCAGCCAAAGCAGAUCGAGUGCCGGGCGGAGGACUACCCCGAUGUAGCCAUCCAACACGUGGGACAGGUCGUGCAGUGCGACGUCCACUUUGGACUGGUGUGCAAGAACGGGGACCAGACGGGCAAAUUCAAGAUGUGCCUCAACUACAAGAUCCGCGUGCUCUGCUGCACCCCCAACUACAACUGCUCACUCCCGCUCCCCGUGAUAACAACCAGCCCCACCACCAGCACCAGCACCACGUCGAUCCCAUCCUCCACAACAGUGACCACCUCCACCUCCACGCCCUACAUCUCCACCACCACGAGUCCCACCUCCACAGAAAUCAGCACUUCCACCAGCACCACCAUCCCCACGCCGAUGACGUCUACGACGACUUCCUUCACCACCCCCUGUGAGCCCGAAGUGUGCACCUGGAGCGAGUGGUUCGACGUCGACUUCCCCUCCUCGGGGCCCAACCAGGGAGACUUCGAAACCUACCAGCACAUCCGCGCCGCCGGCAAGCAGGUCUGCCGGCAGCCAAAGCAGAUCGAGUGCCGGGCGGAGGACUACCCCGAUGUAGCCAUCCAACACGUGGGACAGGUCGUGCAGUGCGACGUCCACUUUGGACUGGUGUGCAAGAACGGGGACCAGACGGGCAAAUUCAAGAUGUGCCUCAACUACAAGAUCCGCGUGCUCUGCUGCACCCCCAACUACAACUGCUCGCUCCCGCUCCCCGUGAUAACAACCAGCCCCACCACCAGCACCAGCACCACGUCGAUCCCGUCCUCCACAACAGUGACCACCUCCACCUCCAUGCCCUACAUCUCCACCACCACGAGUCCCACCUCCACAGAAAUCAGCACUUCCACCAGCACCUCCAUCCCCACGCCGAUGACGUCUACGACGACUUCCUUCACCACCCCCUGUGAGCCCGAAGUGUGCACCUGGAGCGAGUGGUUCGACGUCGACUUCCCCUCCUCGGGGCCCAACCAGGGAGACUUCGAAACCUACCAGCACAUCCGCGCCGCCGGCAAGCAGGUCUGCCGGCAGCCAAAGCAGAUCGAGUGCCGGGCGGAGGACUACCCCGAUGUAGCCAUCCAACACGUGGGACAGGUCGUGCAGUGCGACGUCCACUUUGGACUGGUGUGCAAGAAUGGGGACCAGACGGGCAAAUUCAAGAUGUGCCUCAACUACAAGAUCCGCGUGCUCUGCUGCACCCCCAACUACAACUGCUCACUCCCGCUCCCCGUGAUAACAACCAGCCCCACCACCAGCACCAGCACCACGUCGAUCCCGUCCUCCACAACAGUGACCACCUCCACCUCCACGUCCUACAUCUCCACCACCACGAGUCCCACCUCCACAGAAAUCAGCACUUCCACCAGCACCUCCAUCCCCACGCCGAUGACGUCUACGACGACUUCCUUCACCACCCCCUGUGAGCCCGAAGUGUGCACCUGGAGCGAGUGGUUCGACGUCGACUUCCCCUCCUCGGGGCCCAACCAGGGAGACUUCGAAACCUACCAGCACAUCCGCGCCGCCGGCAAGCAGGUCUGCCGGCAGCCAAAGCAGAUCGAGUGCCGGGCGGAGGACUACCCCGAUGUAGCCAUCCAACACGUGGGACAGGUCGUGCAGUGCGACGUCCACUUUGGACUGGUGUGCAAGAACGGGGACCAGACGGGCAAAUUCAAGAUGUGCCUCAACUACAAGAUCCGCGUGCUCUGCUGCACCCCCAACUACAACUGCUCACUCCCGCUCCCCGUGAUAACAACCAGCCCCACCACCAGCACCAGCACCACGUCGAUCCCGUCCUCCACAACAGUGACCACCUCCACCUCCACGCCCUACAUCUCCACCACCACGAGUCCCACCUCCACAGAAAUCAGCACUUCCACCAGCACCUCCAUCCCCACGCCGAUGACAUCUACGACGACUUCCUUCACCACCCCCUGUGAGCCCGAAGUGUGCACCUGGAGCGAGUGGUUCGACGUCGACUUCCCCUCCUCGGGGCCCAACCAGGGAGACUUCGAAACCUACCAGCACAUCCGCGCCGCCGGCAAGCAGGUCUGCCGGCAGCCAAAGCAGAUCGAGUGCCGGGCGGAGGACUACCCCGAUGUAGCCAUCCAACACGUGGGACAGGUCGUGCAGUGCGACGUCCACUUUGGACUGGUGUGCAAGAACGGGGACCAGACGGGCAAAUUCAAGAUGUGCCUCAACUACAAGAUCCGCGUGCUCUGCUGCACCCCCAACUACAACUGCUCACUCCCGCUCCCCGUGAUAACAACCAGCCCCACCACCAGCACCAGCACCACGUCGAUCCCGUCCUCCACAACAGUGACCACCUCCACCUCCACGCCCUACAUCUCCACCACCACGAGUCCCACCUCCACAGAAAUCAGCACUUCCACCAGCACCUCCAUCCCCACGCCGAUGACGUCUACGACGACUUCCUUCACCACCCCCUGUGAGCCCGAAGUGUGCACCUGGAGCGAGUGGUUCGACGUCGACUUCCCCUCCUCGGGGCCCAACCAGGGAGACUUCGAAACCUACCAGCACAUCCGCGCCGCCGGCAAGCAGGUCUGCCGGCAGCCAAAGCAGAUCGAGUGCCGGGCGGAGGACUACCCCGAUGUAGCCAUCCAACACGUGGGACAGGUCGUGCAGUGCGACGUCCACUUUGGACUGGUGUGCAAGAACGGGGACCAGACGGGCAAAUUCAAGAUGUGCCUCAACUACAAGAUCCGCGUGCUCUGCUGCACCCCCAACUACAACUGCUCACUCCCUCUCCCCGUGAUAACAACCAGCCCCACCACCAGCACCAGCACCACGUCGAUCCCGUCCUCCACAACAGUGACCACCUCCACCUCCACGCCCUACAUCUCCACCACCACGAGUCCCACCUCCACAGAAAUCAGCACUUCCACCAGCACCUCCAUCCCCACGCCGAUGACGUCUACGACGACUUCCUUCACCACCCCCUGUGAGCCCGAAGUGUGCACCUGGAGCGAGUGGUUUGACGUCGACUUCCCCUCCUCGGGGCCCAACCAGGGAGACUUCGAAACCUACCAGCACAUCCGCGCCGCCGGCAAGCAGGUCUGCCGGCAGCCAAAGCAGAUCGAGUGCCGGGCGGAGGACUACCCCGAUGUAGCCAUCCAACACGUGGGACAGGUCGUGCAGUGCGACGUCCACUUUGGACUGGUGUGCAAGAACGGGGACCAGACGGGCAAAUUCAAGAUGUGCCUCAACUACAAGAUCCGCGUGCUCUGCUGCACCCCCAACUACAACUGCUCGCUCCCUCUCCCCGUGAUAACAACCAGCCCCACCACCAGCACCAGCACCACGUCGAUCCCGUCCUCCACAACAGUGACCACCUCCACCUCCACGCCCUACAUCUCCACCACCACGAGUCCCACCUCCACAGAAAUCAGCACUUCCACCAGCACCUCCAUCCCCACGCCGAUGACGUCUACGACGACUUCCUUCACCACCCCCUGUGAGCCCGAAGUGUGCACCUGGAGCGAGUGGUUCGACGUCGACUUCCCCUCCUCGGGGCCCAACCAGGGAGACUUCGAAACCUACCAGCACAUCCGCGCCGCCGGCAAGCAGGUCUGCCGGCAGCCAAAGCAGAUCGAGUGCCGGGCGGAGGACUACCCCGAUGUAGCCAUCCAACACGUGGGACAGGUCGUGCAGUGCGACGUCCACUUUGGACUGGUGUGCAAGAACGGGGACCAGACGGGCAAAUUCAAGAUGUGCCUCAACUACAAGAUCCGCGUGCUCUGCUGCACCCCCAACUACAACUGCUCACUCCCGCUCCCCGUGAUAACAACCAGCCCCACCACCAGCACCAGCACCACGUCGAUCCCGUCCUCCACAACAGUGACCACCUCCACCUCCACGCCCUACAUCUCCACCACCACGAGUCCCACCUCCACAGAAAUCAGCACUUCCACCAGCACCUCCAUCCCCACGCCGAUGACGUCUACGACGACUUCCUUCACCACCCCCUGUGAGCCCGAAGUGUGCACCUGGAGCGAGUGGUUCGACGUCGACUUCCCCUCCUCGGGGCCCAACCAGGGAGACUUCGAAACCUACCAGCACAUCCGCGCCGCCGGCAAGCAGGUCUGCCGGCAGCCAAAGCAGAUCGAGUGCCGGGCGGAGGACUACCCCGAUGUAGCCAUCCAACACGUGGGACAGGUCGUGCAGUGCGACGUCCACUUUGGACUGGUGUGCAAGAACGGGGACCAGACGGGCAAAUUCAAGAUGUGCCUCAACUACAAGAUCCGCGUGCUCUGCUGCACCCCCAACUACAACUGCUCACUCCCGCUCCCUGUGAUAACAACCAGCCCCACCACCAGCACCAGCACCACGUCGAUCCCGUCCUCCACAACAGUGACCACCUCCACCUCCACGCCCUACAUCUCCACCACCACGAGUCCCACCUCCACAGAAAUCAGCACUUCCACCAGCACCUCCAUCCCCACGCCGAUGACGUCUACGACGACUUCCUUCACCACCCCCUGUGAGCCCGAAGUGUGCACCUGGAGCGAGUGGUUCGACGUCGACUUCCCCUCCUCGGGGCCCAACCAGGGAGACUUCGAAACCUACCAGCACAUCCGCGCCGCCGGCAAGCAGGUCUGCCGGCAGCCAAAGCAGAUCGAGUGCCGGGCGGAGGACUACCCCGAUGUAGCCAUCCAACACGUGGGACAGGUCGUGCAGUGCGACGUCCACUUUGGACUGGUGUGCAAGAAUGGGGACCAGACGGGCAAAUUCAAGAUGUGCCUCAACUACAAGAUCCGCGUGCUCUGCUGCACCCCCAACUACAACUGCUCACUCCCGCUCCCCGUGAUAACAACCAGCCCCACCACCAGCACCAGCACCACGUCGAUCCCGUCCUCCACAACAGUGACCACCUCCACCUCCACGCCCUACAUCUCCACCACCACGAGUCCCACCUCCACAGAAAUCAGCACUUCCACCAGCACCUCCAUCCCCACGCCGAUGACGUCUACGACGACUUCCUUCACCACCCCCUGUGAGCCCGAAGUGUGCACCUGGAGCGAGUGGUUCGACGUCGACUUCCCCUCCUCGGGGCCCAACCAGGGAGACUUCGAAACCUACCAGCACAUCCGCGCCGCCGGCAAGCAGGUCUGCCGGCAGCCAAAGCAGAUCGAGUGCCGGGCGGAGGACUACCCCGAUGUAGCCAUCCAACACGUGGGACAGGUCGUGCAGUGCGACGUCCACUUUGGACUGGUGUGCAAGAACGGGGACCAGACGGGCAAAUUCAAGAUGUGCCUCAACUACAAGAUCCGCGUGCUCUGCUGCACCCCCAACUACAACUGCUCGCUCCCUCUCCCCGUGAUAACAACCAGCCCCACCACCAGCACCAGCACCACGUCGAUCCCGUCCUCCACAACAGUGACCACCUCCACCUCCACGCCCUACAUCUCCACCACCACGAGUCCCACCUCCACAGAAAUCAGCACUUCCACCAGCACCUCCAUCCCCACGCCGAUGACGUCUACGACGACUUCCUUCACCACCCCCUGUGAGCCCGAAGUGUGCACCUGGAGCGAGUGGUUCGACGUCGACUUCCCCUCCUCGGGGCCCAACCAGGGAGACUUCGAAACCUACCAGCACAUCCGCGCCGCCGGCAAGCAGGUCUGCCGGCAGCCAAAGCAGAUCGAGUGCCGGGCGGAGGACUACCCCGAUGUAGCCAUCCAACACGUGGGACAGGUCGUGCAGUGCGACGUCCACUUUGGACUGGUGUGCAAGAACGGGGACCAGACGGGCAAAUUCAAGAUGUGCCUCAACUACAAGAUCCGCGUGCUCUGCUGCACCCCCAACUACAACUGCUCACUCCCGCUCCCCGUGAUAACAACCAGCCCCACCACCAGCACCAGCACCACGUCGAUCCCGUCCUCCACAACAGUGACCACCUCCACCUCCACGCCCUACAUCUCCACCACCACGAGUCCCACCUCCACAGAAAUCAGCACUUCCACCAGCACCACCAUCCCCACGCCGAUGACGUCUACGACAACUUCCUUCACCACCCCCUGUGAGCCCGAAGUGUGCACCUGGAGCGAGUGGUUCGACGUCGACUUCCCCUCCUCGGGGCCCAACCAGGGAGACUUCGAAACCUACCAGCACAUCCGCGCCGCCGGCAAGCAGGUCUGCCGGCAGCCAAAGCAGAUCGAGUGCCGGGCGGAGGACUACCCCGAUGUAGCCAUCCAACACGUGGGACAGGUCGUGCAGUGCGACGUCCACUUUGGACUGGUGUGCAAGAACGGGGACCAGACGGGCAAAUUCAAGAUGUGCCUCAACUACAAGAUCCGCGUGCUCUGCUGCACCCCCAACUACAACUGCUCGCUCCCGCUCCCCGUGAUAACAACCAGCCCCACCACCAGCACCAGCACCACGUCGAUCCCGUCCUCCACAACAGUGACCACCUCCACCUCCACGCCCUACAUCUCCACCACCACGAGUCCCACCUCCACAGAAAUCAGCACUUCCACCAGCACCUCCAUCCCCACGCCGAUGACGUCUACGACGACUUCCUUCACCACCCCCUGUGAGCCCGAAGUGUGCACCUGGAGCGAGUGGUUCGACGUCGACUUCCCCUCCUCGGGGCCCAACCAGGGAGACUUCGAAACCUACCAGCACAUCCGCGCCGCCGGCAAGCAGGUCUGCCGGCAGCCAAAGCAGAUCGAGUGCCGGGCGGAGGACUACCCCGAUGUAGCCAUCCAACACGUGGGACAGGUCGUGCAGUGCGACGUCCACUUUGGACUGGUGUGCAAGAACGGGGACCAGACGGGCAAAUUCAAGAUGUGCCUCAACUACAAGAUCCGCGUGCUCUGCUGCACCCCCAACUACAACUGCUCGCUCCCGCUCCCCGUGAUAACAACCAGCCCCACCACCAGCACCAGCACCACGUCGAUCCCGUCCUCCACAACAGUGACCACCUCCACCUCCACGCCCUACAUCUCCACCACCACGAGUCCCACCUCCACAGAAAUCAGCACUUCCACCAGCACCUCCAUCCCCACACCGAUGACGUCUACGACGACUUCCUUCACCACCCCCUGUGAGCCCGAAGUGUGCACCUGGAGCGAGUGGUUCGACGUCGACUUCCCCUCCUCGGGGCCCAACCAGGGAGACUUCGAAACCUACCAGCACAUCCGCGCCGCCGGCAAGCAGGUCUGCCGGCAGCCAAAGCAGAUCGAGUGCCGGGCGGAGGACUACCCCGAUGUAGCCAUCCAACACGUGGGACAGGUCGUGCAGUGCGACGUCCACUUUGGACUGGUGUGCAAGAACGGGGACCAGACGGGCAAAUUCAAGAUGUGCCUCAACUACAAGAUCCGCGUGCUCUGCUGCACCCCCAACUACAACUGCUCACUCCCGCUCCCCGUGAUAACAACCAGCCCCACCACCAGCACCAGCACCACGUCGAUCCCGUCCUCCACAACAGUGACCACCUCCACCUCCACGCCCUACAUCUCCACCACCACGAGUCCCACCUCCACAGAAAUCAGCACUUCCACCAGCACCUCCAUCCCCACGCCGAUGACGUCUACGACGACUUCCUUCACCACCCCCUGUGAGCCCGAAGUGUGCACCUGGAGCGAGUGGUUCGACGUCGACUUCCCCUCCUCGGGGCCCAACCAGGGAGACUUCGAAACCUACCAGCACAUCCGCGCCGCCGGCAAGCAGGUCUGCCGGCAGCCAAAGCAGAUCGAGUGCCGGGCGGAGGACUACCCCGAUGUAGCCAUCCAACACGUGGGACAGGUCGUGCAGUGCGACGUCCACUUUGGACUGGUGUGCAAGAACGGGGACCAGACGGGCAAAUUCAAGAUGUGCCUCAACUACAAGAUCCGCGUGCUCUGCUGCACCCCCAACUACAACUGCUCACUCCCGCUCCCCGUGAUAACAACCAGCCCCACCACCAGCACCAGCACCACGUCGAUCCCAUCCUCCACAACAGUGACCACCUCCACCUCCACGCCCUACAUCUCCACCACCACGAGUCCCACCUCCACAGAAAUCAGCACUUCCACCAGCACCACCAUCCCCACGCCGAUGACGUCUACGACGACUUCCUUCACCACCCCCUGUGAGCCCGAAGUGUGCACCUGGAGCGAGUGGUUCGACGUCGACUUCCCCUCCUCGGGGCCCAACCAGGGAGACUUCGAAACCUACCAGCACAUCCGCGCCGCCGGCAAGCAGGUCUGCCGGCAGCCAAAGCAGAUCGAGUGCCGGGCGGAGGACUACCCCGAUGUAGCCAUCCAACACGUGGGACAGGUCGUGCAGUGCGACGUCCACUUUGGACUGGUGUGCAAGAACGGGGACCAGACGGGCAAAUUCAAGAUGUGCCUCAACUACAAGAUCCGCGUGCUCUGCUGCACCCCCAACUACAACUGCUCGCUCCCGCUCCCCGUGAUAACAACCAGCCCCACCACCAGCACCAGCACCACGUCGAUCCCGUCCUCCACAACAGUGACCACCUCCACCUCCAUGCCCUACAUCUCCACCACCACGAGUCCCACCUCCACAGAAAUCAGCACUUCCACCAGCACCUCCAUCCCCACGCCGAUGACGUCUACGACGACUUCCUUCACCACCCCCUGUGAGCCCGAAGUGUGCACCUGGAGCGAGUGGUUCGACGUCGACUUCCCCUCCUCGGGGCCCAACCAGGGAGACUUCGAAACCUACCAGCACAUCCGCGCCGCCGGCAAGCAGGUCUGCCGGCAGCCAAAGCAGAUCGAGUGCCGGGCGGAGGACUACCCCGAUGUAGCCAUCCAACACGUGGGACAGGUCGUGCAGUGCGACGUCCACUUUGGACUGGUGUGCAAGAAUGGGGACCAGACGGGCAAAUUCAAGAUGUGCCUCAACUACAAGAUCCGCGUGCUCUGCUGCACCCCCAACUACAACUGCUCACUCCCGCUCCCCGUGAUAACAACCAGCCCCACCACCAGCACCAGCACCACGUCGAUCCCGUCCUCCACAACAGUGACCACCUCCACCUCCACGUCCUACAUCUCCACCACCACGAGUCCCACCUCCACAGAAAUCAGCACUUCCACCAGCACCUCCAUCCCCACGCCGAUGACGUCUACGACGACUUCCUUCACCACCCCCUGUGAGCCCGAAGUGUGCACCUGGAGCGAGUGGUUCGACGUCGACUUCCCCUCCUCGGGGCCCAACCAGGGAGACUUCGAAACCUACCAGCACAUCCGCGCCGCCGGCAAGCAGGUCUGCCGGCAGCCAAAGCAGAUCGAGUGCCGGGCGGAGGACUACCCCGAUGUAGCCAUCCAACACGUGGGACAGGUCGUGCAGUGCGACGUCCACUUUGGACUGGUGUGCAAGAACGGGGACCAGACGGGCAAAUUCAAGAUGUGCCUCAACUACAAGAUCCGCGUGCUCUGCUGCACCCCCAACUACAACUGCUCACUCCCGCUCCCCGUGAUAACAACCAGCCCCACCACCAGCACCAGCACCACGUCGAUCCCGUCCUCCACAACAGUGACCACCUCCACCUCCACGCCCUACAUCUCCACCACCACGAGUCCCACCUCCACAGAAAUCAGCACUUCCACCAGCACCUCCAUCCCCACGCCGAUGACAUCUACGACGACUUCCUUCACCACCCCCUGUGAGCCC